Messenger RNA from Chironomus riparius, 1979 nucleotides. The record is from the annotation of a GenBank genome assembly. Lineage: Eukaryota; Metazoa; Arthropoda; Insecta; Diptera; Chironomidae.
CGUAUAUCCUGCAAAUUAAAUUUCAUUAUAUAAAAAAAGAGAAAAAAAAGUAAAUAAUAAAUUUUUGCCAAGAAGUGAGAAAAUAUAUAUAAAAAUACACGUCAAGUAGCAGCAGCAGCAGCAUCUUAAAAAAUAUAAAUAGAAGAAAAAUAAAAAUCAUUUGUGUGUAAAUAAAUAAAUAAUAAAAAAUUAAAUUGAAAAAAGUCAAAGUAUCUGUGUAAAAAUGAGUAUUGCACUUCUCAUUGAUGCGGCGGAAUUUCUGGAAAGACGUGAGAGAGAACAAGAGCAUGGAUAUGCAACUAGUUUACCCGUUCCGCAUGAAACGUCGAAACUUAGAACGACAUCGGUGACGAGUAGGAAAUUUUCAAGGGGUGGUAAUAGUAGGAAAACACAAGGGAAUAGGUCAACUCACAACGAAUUGGAGAAAAAUAGGAGAGCUCACUUACGUAGCUGUUUAGAAAGACUGAAAGAAAUCGUCCCACUUGGCUCCGAUACGAGUCGACAUACGACACUAGGAUUGCUCACGAAAGCAAAACGAUUCAUGAAGAAUCUGGAGCGCAAAGAGAAGCAUCAAGCGAUGCAAUUAGAACAAUUAACUAAAAAACAAAUAUUUCUGAAAUGGCGUUGUGAGCAACUGAUUUCAUACAAUGAAGCACUUUGCAAGAGACGAUCUGUAUCGGAAUGUUCUACCUCUACCAUAUCGAGUACAAAUUCAUAUGAACUUACUAGAUCAUCGUCGUCCAUUUGUGAAUCAGAUGAGACUGACGUUAUCGGGGCAUUUAGCCAAUCGGACUCUGAUGAUCACUUAUCUGUACAAUCGCUAAAAUCUGGCGGCUCUGUUGAUAGUGGUGUUGUAUUAAAAUCAAAGCCGACUCCCCGCUUGAUAAUGAGUUCAACUGGAAAAACUAUUGUUGCAUAGGAUAAUGAAACUCUUUACAAAAAAAAUGCACAUCCAAUAAAACUAAUACGUGCCUCUAUAAAAAUACACAGAAAAAAAUAUUAAUAAAAAACACAUUAAAGAACAUAAGAUGAAUGAAAUAAAAAGGUUGGAGAAUGUUGCUGUCGCUCAAGAAAGAAAAAUCUGUUAAAACAUAUUUCCCCGAAAAAAAACACACAAACGAGAUAUCAAAGCUGAAGAGGAGUAACACACACACAUAAUAAAUCAUACACAUACUGAUGUAUAUGAUGGAAUAAAAAAUCAUUAAUGAGAAAAAAUUCAUAAAAAAAAGAUGGAAAAAAGAGCAAGAAGCAUUUUGUAAAGGAUUUAAUGUUGUCUAAGUAAUAAUAAUAGUAAUAACAAUUGUGGAUAUAAAGAUCGAAAGCUUUUAACAUGAAUAUUCACUUCAUUGAGAAAAACAUAUGAACGACUGAGCUCUUUUAAAAUCACUUCAUUGUUUAUUUCCCUUUUUAAUUUCCACUCGCUGCAUUAAUAUGAAAUAUCUUUAAAAAUGUACAGCUAGCAGAGAUAAAAUAAAAAUUAUGAUAAAUUGUGUAUAAAAAAAUCCAGUCAAGUCUCCUUCGCUAAGUUAAAUCAUUCUCUACCAUAAUUAAUAAAUGUAGCACUAAGAAUCAUGCACAAUUCUUCAUUCAUUAAUUUCCAAGACACAAGGGAUGUGUAUAGAAAUAAACAUUUAUUCCUUUCAUCUCCAUUCUCUCAAUGCGAGGGGAUGGGUGGGGUGAAAAAUAAUGGCAACAUAUAUACAAUAAUAAUUAUAAAUUAUAAUAAUAUAUAUUUAUUUUUGUUAUGUAAAUUAAAUAAUUCAAAAGAUCACAACAUUAAUUUUUGUCAUACAUAUACAUUUAAUGCGACAAUGUUAAAUGCUCGGUCAUGCAAAUAAUGAAAUUCAGAAGCUUCUCUCAUUUGACUGUAUGCAAAAAUUCAUUUGUUUUUCUUUUUAAUUGAUUUAAUUUUGUUUCCGUUGAAGCAAAUGAUUUUAUACAUUUGUAUAAUUCUUAUUUGAGAAUGCGAAAUUAUUUUC